ACUCUUAAAUUUUUACAGUCUGAUAGUUUUUUUUGAGUUUGCUACUGUUCUCUGUUGUAGUGUGCUGAAAUAAAGGUAAAAUAGUUGAGAUUCAAAUUGUUUCAAAGAAAUAGUAUUGCUUGUAAUGUGAAACAAAACUCUAGGCUCUUACACAUACCCUUUUUCUUGGCUCAUAAAAUCUAUUGCAGUUACUUGGAUGACAUGCAUUUUUUUCUGGGGAAGUAAUAUUUUUCUGUUUAUUUGUUGCAGUUAUGGUCAAAAAUCUCAAGUCUUUGAGGCAGAUGUUUGAAGAAUAGAGGAGAAAUAUAAAAGCUUUAUUGUUUUUUUAAACUCAAAAAUUUGUGGGCUGAGUUUGAAGUUUGUAGUGAGUCAAGAACAAAACAGAUCAGCAAUGCCAAUAAGGCAAAUGAAAGAGAGCUCAGAGCAGCACUUGGUGAUAAAAACUCACUUGCAAAACACUGUAAACCAGCCUCAGAAACAGCGUAAAACUGCGCAAAACGGCAAGGGUCCGCCACCACCAUCACCCCCAUCUCAAGAAACCCUGAACCAGGCUUCCCCUCCGGCGAAGAAUAGAGCAAGAAGAAGAGGCAGAGGUGGUAGAAAAUCUGAUCACGGUGAUGUUUGUAUGAGACCAAGUUCAAGGCCAUGUACUUUGAGUAAUAAGCCUUUGAAUCAAGCUGAUUGUUCAAAUGAGAUGGAGAUGAGGGUGGGAUUCCCUACUUCUAGCAAGUCUUUAAGUUAUGCUCACAGACCUGGUUAUGGUCAGCUUGGGACAAAAUGUAUUGUUAAGGCCAAUCACUUCUUUGCAGAGUUGCCAGACAAGGAUUUAAACCAGUAUGAUGUUACCAUAACUCCUGAAGUGGCAUCAAAAACUAUUAACAGGGCCAUCAUUGCUGAGCUUGUGAGGCUCUACAAAGAAUCUGACUUAGGAAUGAGACUGCCUGCUUACGAUGGUAGGAAGAGUCUUUACACAGCUGGUGAACUUCCUUUCUCUUGGAAGGAGUUCAUCAUUAAGCUUGUUGAUGAUGAUGAUGGAAUGAAUGGUCCCAAGAGAGAAAGACAGUAUGUAGUGGUGAUCAAGUUUGUUGCAAAGGCCAAUAUGCAUCAUUUAGGUCAAUUUUUAGCCGGUAAACGUGCCGAUGCUCCACAAGAAGCUUUACAAAUUCUUGAUAUUGUACUGAGGGAGCUCUCAACAAAGAGGUAUUGCCCAGUUGGAAGAUCCUUCUUUUCACCAGAUAUCAGGGCACCGCAACGUCUUGGUGAUGGCUUGGAGUCGUGGUGCGGGUUUUACCAGAGCAUAAGACCUACACAAAUGGGCCUCUCAUUGAAUAUUGAUAUGGCAUCAGCAGCAUUUAUUGAGCCUCUCCCUGUAAUUGAGUUUGUUGCCCAACUUCUGGGCAAGGAUGUGCUUUCAAGACCACUGUCGGAUGCUGAUAGAAUCAAGAUAAAAAAGGGCCUUAGAGGAGUUAAAGUUGAAGUAACUCACAGAGGCAAUGUACGGAGAAAGUAUCGUGUCUCGGGCUUGACAUCUCAGCCUACAAGAGAACUUGUAUUUCCUGUUGAUGACAACUCAACUAUGAAGUCAGUUGUAGAGUAUUUCCAAGAGAUGUACGGCUUUACCAUUCAACACACACAUCUACCGUGCCUUCAAGUAGGAAAUCAGAAGAAAGCCAACUAUCUGCCUAUGGAGGCCUGCAAAAUUGUAGAAGGGCAACGGUAUACAAAAAGGCUGAAUGAAAGGCAAAUUACUGCGCUAUUGAAAGUUACAUGCCAAAGACCGAGAGAUCGGGAGAAUGACAUCUUACAGACAGUUCAACAAAAUGCGUAUGAUCAAGACCCUUAUGCUAAGGAGUUUGGAAUCAAAAUCAGUGAAAAGCUAGCUUCUGUUGAGGCUCGAAUUCUUCCUGCUCCUUGGCUGAAAUAUCAUGAAACUGGAAAAGAAAAGGACUGUUUGCCUCAGGUUGGCCAAUGGAAUAUGAUGAACAAGAAAAUGAUUAAUGGAAUGACUGUAAGCAGGUGGGCAUGCAUUAACUUUUCAAGGAGUGUGCAAGAGAAUGUUGCUCGUGGAUUUUGCAGUGAACUUGGUCAGAUGUGCCAAGUGUCUGGCAUGGAAUUCAAUCCAGAACCUGUCAUCCCAAUAUACAGCGCUAGGCCUGAGCAAGUUGAGAAAGCUUUGAAGCAUGUUUAUCAUGCUUCCAUGAACAAAACCAAAGGAAAAGAACUGGAGCUUCUAUUAGCUAUUCUACCUGACAACAACGGAUCCUUAUAUGGUGAUCUCAAGAGGAUUUGCGAAACUGAUCUUGGUUUACUUUCACAAUGCUGUCUUACAAAACAUGUCUUUAAGAUCAGCAAGCAAUAUUUGGCUAACGUGUCGCUGAAGAUUAAUGUUAAGAUGGGCGGCAGAAACACUGUCCUUUUGGAUGCUAUCAGCUGUCGAAUACCAUUAGUUAGUGACAUACCAACCAUUAUAUUUGGAGCAGAUGUGACUCACCCGGAGAACGGGGAGGAUUCAAGCCCAUCAAUUGCAGCUGUGGUAGCCUCCCAGGAUUGGCCUGAAGUGACAAAAUAUGCCGGAUUAGUUUGUGCGCAGGCUCACAGACAAGAACUUAUACAGGACUUGUACAAAACGUGGCAAGAUCCUGUUCGUGGCACCAUCAGUGGUGGCAUGAUCAGAGAUCUUCUGAUCUCCUUCAGGAAGGCAACAGGACAGAAGCCUCUAAGGAUUAUAUUUUACAGGGAUGGCGUUAGCGAAGGGCAAUUUUAUCAAGUUCUGCUUUAUGAGUUGGAUGCAAUUAGAAAGGCGUGUGCUUCUCUAGAACCAAACUAUCAACCACCAGUUACUUUCAUUGUCGUACAAAAGCGACAUCAUACCCGACUGUUUGCUAACAACCACAGGGAUAGGAGUAGCAUAGACAAGAGUGGCAAUGUAUUACCUGGCACUGUAGUUGAUACUAAAAUCUGUCAUCCAACGGAAUUCGAUUUUUACCUGUGUAGCCACGCUGGUAUUCAGGGUACAAGUAGGCCGGCUCACUACCAUGUUCUUUGGGAUGAGAACAACUUCACCGCUGACGGAAUUCAGUCUUUGACAAAUAAUCUAUGUUACACAUAUGCAAGAUGCACACGCUCCGUAUCUGUCGUUCCUCCAGCAUAUUACGCACAUUUAGCUGCUUUUCGUGCUCGGUUUUACCUUGAGCCAGAAAUAGAAAAUGGCUCAACGGGUACCAAGGGAACACGAGCAGCAGGAGAAACCGGAGUCCGGCCAUUGCCAGCAUUGAAGGAAAAUGUGAAGAGAGUAAUGUUCUAUUGUUAGGAGAAAGAAAAAACGAUCCGUUGUAUAUGUAACUCGAUACCGGCAUGAUUGUAAGGUCUUCCAUUCCAGGCUGCUAAUUAGAUAGUCUUAAAUCCCUUAUGAAAGAUAUGUUAAAUUGUAGGGCUUGUAAAGAAAUGUUUAAUUAUGAUCAAUCUAAUAUAUGUAGGAAUUUUAGUUGGCCUCA
Molecule: messenger RNA, 3494 nt
Organism: Mercurialis annua (annual mercury)
Lineage: Eukaryota; Viridiplantae; Streptophyta; Magnoliopsida; Malpighiales; Euphorbiaceae
Product: protein argonaute 10
Exons: 21
Coding region: 392-3310 (972 amino acids)
Biological process (GO): regulatory ncRNA-mediated post-transcriptional gene silencing
Cellular component (GO): cytoplasm
Molecular function (GO): RNA binding; protein binding
Source: RefSeq, a predicted model, not a curated record